This is a messenger RNA of Syngnathoides biaculeatus (alligator pipefish), 3133 nucleotides long. RefSeq names its product UDP-glucose 6-dehydrogenase (gene ugdh). The record is from RefSeq and is a predicted model, not a curated record. Gene Ontology annotation, cellular component: nucleus; cytosol. The transcript has 12 exons. Lineage: Eukaryota; Metazoa; Chordata; Actinopteri; Syngnathiformes; Syngnathidae. Gene Ontology annotation, molecular function: NAD binding; UDP-glucose 6-dehydrogenase activity. Gene Ontology annotation, biological process: glycosaminoglycan biosynthetic process. Bases 601 to 2091 code for a protein of 496 amino acids.
UGAGGAAAGGAAAGGAGAAAGCUUCUGGUUAAUUUUUCUUUCAGUCAUCAACGGGAUUCCUGGGAAUUCUGUCCAUUUGCCCGAAAAUGGUUUUUCUCCAAAUUGUCGCCGCUUGGGUCGAACCAGUCGAGAUGUCCGAGUGAAAUUAAAUUGAGCGUGCAAGCCGCUAAAAAGUCAUCUAGCGGAGAAACGUGACGACGUGCCCGCGACCUUGUCAAGAAUGUGAAACCUUGAAGUCGUUGCAGGAAUUUGUGAGAAGUGCUUGUGACGACCAUCUCCUGCCUUCCUUCUUGGGAUGUUUGGGCCUGUUGCACAAGGGACACCAUACGGACAAAAGUAUUGGGACAACCCCCUCUCCUAAGUCGCCCAUCCGUUUUCGGAGCCGCUUCACCCGCGGGUCGCGGCGGCGCUGAAUCUGGGCCAAAGGCGGCGUGCGCACCCUGAACUGCCCGUUGGCCAAAAGCGGGGCACCAAAAAAUUCGUAUUCAUCUCCCACCCAUGUUUUGGGGAUGCAAAGUACCCAGAAAAAGCCACGCAGAGAUGGGGAGAACAGGGCGGAUUUAAACCAGUCGUUUCCCUGUCUGACAAACUUGCAGAAAAAUGUUCCAAAUCAAGAAGAUCUGUUGCAUUGGCGCCGGCUACGUGGGAGGUCCCACGUGCAGCGUGAUCGCCCAAAUGUGUCCGGAGAUCACGGUGACCGUCGUCGACGUCAACGAGUCCCGCAUCCGAGCCUGGAACUCGGACACGCUUCCCAUAUAUGAGCCUGGCCUGAAAGAUGUGGUUGAGUCCUGCAGAGGGAGGAACUUGUUUUUCUCAACGGACAUCGACGCAGCCAUCAGAGACGCCGACCUCGUUUUUAUCUCGGUCAACACGCCCACCAAGACCUACGGCAUGGGCAAGGGCCGCGCCGCAGACCUCAAGUUCAUCGAAGCGUGCGCUCGCAGGAUCGUGGAGGUGUCGGACGGCUACAAGAUCGUCACGGAGAAGAGUACCGUCCCGGUGCGAGCCGCCGAGAGCAUUCGACGCAUCUUCGAUGCCAACGACAAGCCCAGCCUCAACCUCCACGUGCUGUCCAACCCCGAGUUCCUCGCCGAGGGAACGGCGGUGAAGGACCUGAAGGAGCCCGACCGCGUCCUGAUUGGCGGGGAUGAGACGGCGGAGGGUCAGAGGGCCAUCCGGGCGUUGUGCGCCGUCUAUGAACGCUGGGUGCCCAAGGCCAGGAUCAUCACCACCAACACGUGGUCGUCGGAGCUGUCCAAACUGGCGGCCAACGCGUUCCUGGCGCAACGCAUCAGCAGCAUCAACAGCAUCAGCGCGCUAUGCGAGGCCACCGGGGCCGACGUGGAGGAGGUGGCCAAGGCCAUCGGCAUGGACCAGAGAAUAGGAAGCAAGUUUCUCAAAGCCAGCGUGGGUUUUGGUGGAAGCUGCUUCCAGAAGGAUGUGCUGAAUCUCGUCUAUCUGUGCGAGGCCCUCAACCUGCCCGAAGUCGCCUCCUACUGGCAGCAGGUGAUAGAUAUGAACGAGUACCAAAGGCGGCGCUUUGCCUGCAGGAUCAUCGACUGCCUUUUCAACACGGUGACGGGCAAAAAAAUUGCUCUGCUGGGCUUUUCUUUCAAGAAAGACACGGGCGAUACGAGAGAGUCGUCCAGUAUUUACAUCUCCAAAUAUCUGAUGGACGAAGGGGCCAAGCUGUUCAUCUACGACCCGAAAGUUCUGAAAGAGCAAAUCGUCCAGGACCUUUCUCAGCCCAGCAUCUCCGAGGGCAGGCCGGAAAGAGUUUCAGAGCUGGUGACGGUGACCUCUGACCCUUACGAGGCUUGCCAGAGCGCACACGCGUUGGUCAUCUGCACCGAGUGGGACAUGUUUAAGGAGCUGGACUAUGAGAAGAUUUACAAAAAGAUGCUGAAGCCGGCGUUCAUAUUUGACGGCCGCAGAGUGCUGGACCACCUGCACGCUCAGCUCCAGGACAUCGGCUUCCAGAUUGAGACCAUCGGCAAGAAAGUGACGGCAACACGAAUCCCGUACACCCCCGCCGCCGCGUGUCCUCGCAUCGGUGCCGGCGAGCCUCCUCCCAAAAAGGCCAAAAUCUGAAGCCGCCGUCGGCACGCGACGCAUUCCGCCCGCCACCUUUCACAAUCCUGCCUCGCCAUCGAUCCGAAGCGAGCCCGCCCGGCCGCGUGACUUCCGGAUUUGGACUCGGACGCGCUUGAACCUUCCCACGCACAAAAAAAAAAAAAAAAGCGUUUUCUUGAAUUCACAGGUACUUAUCAAGCAUAUUUUCCAUGUAGUCUUGAGAUAAUCUAGUUUUUUACAGUCACAUCCCAAGUGUUUUUAAUACAGUUUUCUAUAUUUUUUUUAUCAAUCAUAAUGCUGUACGUGUCCGCUGUAUCUGUGACUGAAUGGGCCAAUGCAAUAAAAUGGAACGGAGAUAUUGAGUAUAAUUACAAAGGUAUGUAAUUGAAAUCGAAGACAAUUAUUUACAGUAAUCCCCCCACUAAAUCACACUUCAAGCUCUGUGAUCCUGCCUUAUUCCAAAUUUUUAAUACUGCAGUUGAAGUAUUAAUUCAAUUAACCGUUAUCCUUUGCUCUUUGCCUCUGUUUAAAAUGUGUUCAGGUUAUUCAAGGUGAGUUUAAAAACCUUAAAAAAAAAUGCCAUGCUGUAAAUGCUAAAGAAAUGUACAUGCUGUGUUUCUAUAUGAUGGAUUUCACGUUGUGAGGGGGCGGUCUGUCACAUGACUUCAGUGAUUUCAUACCAAAAAAGUGAGAGCAGAUAUUGUUGCGUUUAGGUACAAUACAUGUACAUGUGUUUGUCCCCCCCCCCCCUCCCCCCAUAGUAACAUAAUUCAAUGAUUAUAUUCAACGGGGGUUGGGGUCACAGGCUCUACCAUAAACACUUUUCAUUUUUGAGUUACACAAAGAAGAUGACGCUAAUUUUACUACUGAGCUCACAAACUCACACCAACCAGCCACGGAAGUGACUUUAAAUGAAAGAACGAUUUUUGUUCAUUCUUGGUGGCUUCGUAAAUCCACCAGUGGAAUUUUUUUUCAAUCGUAAAAGUGACCAGUGAUUGAUUAUUGCAAGAUAAGCUUCUGGACAUUUCAUAGAAAAACUGCGUGGCGGGCUGGGGGGGGG